AAUUAAUAGGAAUUUUUGGAAAAUCCAUGUAUUGCUAAAGAGAAGUUUGAUACUUGUAAAUCUAUAAAUAGAAUUCCAUAUUUGGGCUUCUCAACACCUCAACAUGGCAGCCCUCAAAAUCUCCAAAAAGCACCAUAAACACCUGAACAAUCCUUUCCCAUCAACCCCCUCUUCUCUCCCCCUCCUUCGAGGAAGUCUUUUUUUCAAUCCCCAGACGUUUCCUUCUGACCAGACCUUCAUUGUUGGGAAGGAUUUUCAGGUACUUUGGAGCACCGGCAAUGGGGGAUCUCUCUCAAUUUCUCAUAAAUCUAAUCCUUCCAGACCCAUUUGGUCAACCGUCCCCGGACAAGCCUUUGUCUCUGCAGCAUUGGCUGAAACAGAGGUGGAAGAAAGCAGGGGAUCGUUUGCCAUUAAAGAUGGAAAUGUUCACUUGCUGUGUAAUGAUCAGACAGUGGAGGAUAUCAGGCUGAUAAAUGAAAAUGACUGUUAUUUGGAGGCAAAUGAGCUUGAUUUUCUAUCGGGGAAUCAGGGAUUGGACCAAAAACCAUAUUUGAAAGAUACCCAGUUCCCUAUUUUGCUCGUAACAGGUUGGGUUUUCAGAAAGAAGAAAAAGAAGUGCUUUCAGAAUACCGAAAUUCAUGAAAGGUUACAAUUGGAAGCAGAACGCUCCACUUAUGCAAGAUAUUGGGUUUUGUUUGAUCAAAAAACAAGCAACCAAAUUGGGUUUCAAGUGAAGUUUGGAAAGCCCAGCUUUGAAUUUCGCUCAAGAGCUUUUCCAACAGCCUCCAGAAGAUUUCGGGGGCUGAAGCGGAAACUGCGUCGGACUGGGAGAUCACGACUUGGGUUGUUGUCCUUUUCAAGGGCAAGAGGAUUUGUGAAAGUUUCAUCAUCAGAAGAGGAAAAAGAAGAAGAGAAGGUAGCAGAAUCCAUAGGUUUUAACAGGGUCUGUUUAACCUAUUCAAGUGAAGAAAAUGAGAGAUUUUAUGGUUUUGGAGAGCAGUUUUCUCAUUUAAAUUUUAAAGGCAAAAGGAUACCGAUUUUCGUUCAAGAACAGGGCAUUGGAAGAGGAGAUCAACCCAUCACUUUUGCAGUUAAUUUGGUUAGCUACAGAGCUGCGGGUGAUUCAAGUACAACUUAUGCUCCUUCACCACACUAUUUGACAUCGAAGAUGAGGUCUCUUUACCUAGAAGGGUAUGAUUACUCCGUGUUUGAUCUAACAAGAAAAGAUAGAGUUCAGAUACAGAUACAUGGAGAUUCAGUUCAAGGUAGGAUAUUGCAUGGAAACUCACCUUCAGAGCUCAUUGAACGCUUCACAGAAACAAUUGGGAGACUUCCUGAGCUUCCUGAGUGGAUUAUAUCCGGUGCUGUUGUUGGAAUGCAGGGUGGCACAGAUAGUGUCCGCCAAGUUUGGGAGAAACUACAGGCUCACAAUACCCCUGUUUCAGCAUUUUGGCUGCAGGACUGGGUCGGUCACAGGGAGACUCUGAUUGGAUCACAGCUUUGGUGGAAUUGGGAAGUGGAUACGGCAAGGUACUGGGGAUGGCAGAACCUAAUUAAGGAUCUUAGUGCUCAGCAUAUUAAAGUGAUGACAUAUUGCAAUCCUUGCCUAGCUCCGACUAAUGAGAAGCCAAACAGAAGGAGAGAUCUCUUUGAAGAGGCAAAGAAGUUGGACAUCUUGGUGAAAGACAAGAAUGGAGAUACGUACAUGGUUCCAAAUACAGCUUUUGAUGUGGGAAUGUUGGACUUGACACAUCCAGAUACUGCAAGUUGGUUCAAGCAGAUCUUACAAGAAAUGGUGGAUGGUGGAGUAAGAGGAUGGAUGGCUGAUUUUGGUGAAGGCCUUCCAGUGGAUGCUUCCCUCUAUUCAGGAGAAGAUCCUAUUGCUGCUCACAACAGAUAUCCAGAACUAUGGGCCCAAAUGAACCGAGAGUUUGUGGAAGAAUGGAAAAGUGCCCAUUCAGGCAAGGCAAGGGAAGAUCCAGAAGAGGCCUUGGUCUUUUUUAUGAGGGCUGGUUUCAGGAAUAGUCCCAAAUGGGGAAUGCUAUUCUGGGAAGGGGACCAAAUGGUGAGCUGGCAGGCAAAUGAUGGGAUAAAGAGUGCUGUUGUUGGCUUGCUGAGUAGUGGGAUUUCUGGCUAUGCAUUUAACCACAGUGAUAUUGGAGGCUACUGUGCAGUAAAUUUACCUGUUAUUAAGUAUCGAAGAAGUGAAGAGUUGCUUUUGCGAUGGAUGGAGGUUAAUGCUUUCACCGUUGUCUUCCGAACACAUGAAGGAAACAAACCAUCCUGCAAUAGCCAAUUCUAUUCAAACCACAAAACUUUAGCACAUUUUGCACGCUUUGCAAAAGUGUACAAAGCUUGGAAGUUCUACAGGGUCCAACUUGUUAAGGAAGCUGCUCAGAAAGGCCUGCCUGUUUGCCGGCACCUAUUUCUCCACUACCCAAAUGAUGAACAUGUUCAUAAGUUGAGUUAUCAGCAGUUUUUGGUUGGUACAGAGAUCCUAGUGGUGCCAGUUCUUGACAGAGGCAAAAAGGAUGUUAAGGCCUACUUUCCAGUUGGAGAAAGUUGUUCUUGGCAGCAUAUAUGGACAGGAAAAUUAUUUGCAAAACCAGGUUCUGAAGUUUGGGUGGAAGCUCCAAUUGGCCAUCCUGCCAUAUUCGUUAAGGAGGGUUCUAUUAUUGGAGAAACCUUCCUGAAAAAUCUGAGGGAAUUCAAUAUUCUGUAAAGCAGCAAUGCUCAACAGUCCAAACUGAUCAAGGUUUCAAUCCUUGAAGCCUAAGGGUUAUAUCUUCAGUCAAAAAUUGAAAUCUUAAAUAUCAUUUUUUUAUUUCA
Molecule: messenger RNA, 2829 nt
Organism: Vitis riparia (riverbank grape)
Lineage: Eukaryota; Viridiplantae; Streptophyta; Magnoliopsida; Vitales; Vitaceae
Product: sulfoquinovosidase-like
Biological process (GO): carbohydrate metabolic process
Molecular function (GO): hydrolase activity, hydrolyzing O-glycosyl compounds; carbohydrate binding
Source: RefSeq, a predicted model, not a curated record